Molecule: messenger RNA, 1381 nt
Organism: Nilaparvata lugens (brown planthopper)
Lineage: Eukaryota; Metazoa; Arthropoda; Insecta; Hemiptera; Delphacidae
Product: tigger transposable element-derived protein 4-like
Exons: 2
Coding region: 131-1381 (416 amino acids)
Cellular component (GO): nucleus
Molecular function (GO): DNA binding
Source: RefSeq, a predicted model, not a curated record
CAUCAUUUGGCGAAUUGAGAAUGGUGAAGCAAAUAGGGACAUAGCGAAGGAAUUAGGGGUUGGACAUUCAACAAUUUCGGUAAUAUGGAAAAAUCGCGAUAAAAUUAAGCAGAGCUUCGAGACAAGUUCUAUGAAAUCAAAAAAACUUCGUCCUAGUCAAAACAAUGACGUAGAUCAAGCGUUGCUGAAAUGGUUCAAGAUACAAAGAGCGAAUAAUAUUCCUAUAAGCGGUUCAAUUUUGCAGAGUAAAGCAAAUGAUUUGGCUGAGAAGUUGGGUAGACCUCGCGAUAUUACAUCUGCAUGGAUACAACGAUUUCGCCAGCGCCAUGCAAUCACAAGUGGUAGAAUAAGUGGUGAGGCAGCAGCAGUUCCAACUGGUAUUCCUGAAGACUGGUUAAACAAUGUGUGGCCAAAAUUACGUGAUAUUUAUCCAGAUGAAAAAAUUUACAAUGCUGAUGAAACUGGAAUUUUCUUCAAACUGACUCCUGAAAAAACAUUACGUUUCAAAGGUGAAAAGUGCACGGGGGGGAAAUUGUCAAAAGACAGACUAACUGUUUUAGUUGCCGUGAAUAUGGAUGGGAGUGAUAAGCACAAGCUGAUGGUUAUAGGGAAAAGUGCUAAACCUCGUUGUUUCAAAAAUGUUAAUUUAUUGCCAGUAACAUAUGAAAGUAACAAAAGUGUGUGGAUGACAAGUGAAUUGUUCGCUUCCUGGCUACGAAAAUGGGACAAUGAACUGAAAUUGAAAAAUGAUAAAAUAUUGUUGAUGGUAGAUAACUGUCCAGCACAUCCACAUGUUGAAAAUCUUACAUCUAUAAAUUUGGUGUUCCUCCCGCCUAAUACAACAUCUGUUUUGCAACCCUUGGAUCAAGAUGUUAUAAGGUCUCUGAAAGUCAACUAUCGGAAAAGUCUCAUUCUACAAAUCAUUCAAGAUUUGGAUGAAGGAUGUGAAACAAAAGUCUCUGUACUCGACGCAAUUACAAUGUUAGAAAGAGCUUGGAAUGAAGUCACAUCCAUUACAGUGAAAAACUGUUUCAGACAUGCAGGAUUUUUAAUACAGUCUGAUAACAUUAUUGAAUCUGCAUGCACAGAAGAGUCGUUACAAGAAUGGGGGAGAAGUUUGGCUCAACCAGUGUCUCAGGAUUUCUUUGAAGAGUAUGAAGAAGUAGACAAGGAUUUGGAAACGACGGCAGCUGUAAGUGAUGAGGAAUUGCUGACUUCGACUUUGAGAGAAGAAGACGACGUUACAAACACUGAGAAAGACAAUGAUAAUGAUGAGGAAAUCAAUCCACCAACACUGACUGAAGCUUCUAGUGAUUCGGAAACGUCUGACAGCGAUGAAGACAGUGAUACUUCGUUAUCUGGUCUGGAGGAGUUGGAUUGA